Molecule: messenger RNA, 615 nt
Organism: Syngnathus typhle (broad-nosed pipefish)
Lineage: Eukaryota; Metazoa; Chordata; Actinopteri; Syngnathiformes; Syngnathidae
Product: protein shisa-like-2A
Exons: 3
Coding region: 1-498 (165 amino acids)
Source: RefSeq, a predicted model, not a curated record
AUGAGCGCCGAAUGCAGCAGCUACGUCAGCACGGACGACGUGUCGGUGGUCGCUUUCUCCUGCCCCAAAGUGGGAAACGCGGCCGCCCGCUUCUGUUGCGGAUUUAACGAUCUGAAGUACUGCUGCGAUGACCCCAACAGCUUUUAUCCGCACGACUACGCUUACAUGUGGUGGCUGAGUAUUUGGGCUCUUGUUGGACUGUCUUUUGCAGCGGUGGUCCUUCUCGCCUUCCUCAUCACAGUCUGCGUGCUUUGCUAUCUUUUCAUCACCACCAAACCGAGUCGUCGUGACAACAUACCCUUACGAGCGCCGCUGCCGCCGGCAGGUGAGCUCCAACAGGGGUCCGGUUUGAGCGGAGCGGAGGGCUCCUCCGGUCCGCAGGGGUUCCGAAAGUACUUCACCAGCAGGAAAUUGCAUGCUGAAAACCAGCCCCAAGAUCCUGAGCGUUUGUUCCAGAGGUGUUUCACGGCCACGGUUAGAGCAGAGAGUCCGUCGUAAAAGUUGUUCCAAAUUUCACCCUGCCCCAACCCAUCCGAGAGUUGCCAGGCCGGCGGCGGUGCACGACGACACCGUUCGAAUAUUCCCUUAUCGCGCUUGAAACGGGCCAGAUGAAUU